AUGGCCUCCGAAGACUCGGUCACCCCGGGACAGUCUGAUGCCGAUGCGCCCAUGGAAGUCUCGCAGCCCACUGCCAAGGUCGACGAUCCAGCCGCCCCCUCAGCUUCUGAAACGAGCCUCCUGAACGAGGACGCCAAGGGCGAGGAGGCGAAGGAUGUCGAGCCGUCUUCGGAAGAGAAGCAGCCGGCGGAGGAAACCGUUGAAAAGCCGAUGGAAGUCGCUGUGGAGGCGGGCAAGGAUUCGGAAGAUCAGUCUAUGGACGUCCCCUCGGAGACGGGUCGAGCCAUGGACGUGAUAGAGGAGGAGGGCGAUGAGGGUGCCAAAAUACAACCGGUUGAUGAGCAGGAAGAUGGCGGCAAGCGCACCCCACCGCCGAGGCCAAAGCGAGCCGCCGCCCGUGCCAGCGAACAAAGCAAGAAACCACGGAAGGUGGACUGUGUCGAGGAUGAUGAUCUGCCGGUCAUCCAAGUCGUCGCUGGCGGCGUGCACUCGCUGUUGCUGACGAAGGAUGGUACUGUUUACACCUGUGGAAUCAACGAGAAAGGCACCGCUCCGGGAGAAGGCGUGGAGGCUGAGGGCUCCAGCGACCAGUUCCUGCCCAUCAUUUUCACCGACGACAUCAAGAAGGAGGGCAGAAUCGUACAAGUCACCGCUGGCGCUUCAUUCUCUGCCGCACUUACCGACCUCGGAUCGGUCAUCGCUUGGGGCAACUUGCGAGAUAGCUCUGGCUUGAUGGAGGUACACCCGCUUCUGAGCAAGAUGAACGAGUCGCCCGUCGCUGUUGUCCAUCACAAAAAGAAGCAGAUUGUCAAGAUCGCUGCCGGAGAAAAUCACCUGGCUAUGCUCAGCGAACUUUACGGAAUCGGGCGCAACGUCGACAACGCUCUCGGCCUCGGCACAUACAACGCCAAGGAGGACGAUGAGAAUUGGAAGUACGAUGAACUCCAGAAAAUCGUCAUACCUGGAGUUAGUGCUGGGGUGACGGCAAAGCUGACCUGUUCGGUGGCCUGGGAUCGCGAUGGCAAGGGCUAUGCUUGGGGCGUCGAUACCUCCGGUCAACUCGGACUCGGUAUCACCGACGAUGAUGACAAGGUUGUGCCAACGCCUCGUGAGAUCAAGUCCGCACACCUGGACGGCUACAAGAUCAUCUCGGCUUCGAUCGCCGACAACCACACGCUGUUCCUCGCCAAGAAAAUC
Messenger RNA from Mesorhabditis spiculigera, 1197 nucleotides. NCBI's taxonomy places the organism in Eukaryota, Metazoa, Nematoda, Chromadorea, Rhabditida, Rhabditidae. The record is from the annotation of a GenBank genome assembly.